Molecule: messenger RNA, 6808 nt
Organism: Patella vulgata (common limpet)
Lineage: Eukaryota; Metazoa; Mollusca; Gastropoda; Patellidae
Product: putative pyridoxal-dependent decarboxylase domain-containing protein 2
Exons: 24
Coding region: 48-2546 (832 amino acids)
Biological process (GO): carboxylic acid metabolic process
Cellular component (GO): intracellular membrane-bounded organelle
Molecular function (GO): pyridoxal phosphate binding; carbon-carbon lyase activity
Source: RefSeq, a predicted model, not a curated record
AUCUACUUGCCAGCGUGUAAAUAUACGGUAGGCCUAAAUAACUGAAAAUGGCCCAAGCGUCAUCUGCUAGCGAAAUCAAAACAAUGAACUCAUCUAUCACUGAAUCUCUUGAACAAGAAAAUAAAGCACCUAGUCCGACAGCGAAUGUUACGGUGCCUGCCCAUUCACUAGAACAGAACUUCAACCAGUAUUUCAUGAAUCCAAUGCUAGCUGAAAUGGAGAAAAAUGUUCGAACAAAUACCGAAAUUCUAGACAGAAUAAAUCAACAGAUGGAGAAUGAGCGGAAAGACAGACUUCGUAAAACUAUGACAGCACAUAUUCCAGAAGCCUUAAAAGGCAGUGGACAGAAGAUAGAAAUUAUAAUGCAGACAGUAGAAGAAUUAAUUACAUAUGAUGAUAUCGGGGAUGAAGUAGCUGAUGAAAAAAGAGAGAGAUGUGCAAAGAUUCAACAUUUAGACAAACAUGGUCAGGCCUCAGUACUAGCGCACAGUAUUGUAGCUUACAUUUCCACACUAGAUGAAGAACAUUUAAAAAAGUUUACCGCCAAGAUAACAUCUGACUGUGAACUUUGGCUAUCCAGAUUGUUCAGAUUUACUGAUUCAUCAGUGAUAUAUCAUGAAGAAGAUAGAGACGGUUUAGUAAAGGUAUGUCGUCUGGCUAUGUAUCAGAAGUUUCCUAAAUAUGCCACAGAAGGUUAUGAUGCUUUAUAUUCUCGUCCACCUGUUAUAUAUAUAAGUGCUGCAGCUAAAUCUGGUUUAGGACAUCAUCUAUGUUUACAGCUUGGUUUACCAUUUUCUUGUAUAUGUACAGUACCAUGUAACACUAUGUUUGGAGGUGUCAGUAAAAUGGAUGUUUCAAUGUUAGAAAAGCUCAUUCAAGAUGAUAUUUCAGCAGCUAAAAAGCCAACCUUAGUUAUAGGCUAUGCAGGUACACCUCAAGUAGGACAAGUGGAUAACCUACAACGUUUACAAGAAAUAUGUAAAACAAAUUCUAUCUGGCUACAUGUAGAAGGAAACAACCUAGCCACAUUAAUGAUGUUUUCAGUGCCCUCAUCUGUUCAAUCCGCAAAAUCAGGAGACAGUAUGACAGUAGAUUUAAGCCGUUGGUUGGGUAUUCCAGCUCUACCAUUUGCUACACUUUAUAAAACACCUGAUCCAACAUUAGCUCUAGCAGCUGGAUUAAAUACCUUUAAUCCCAGAUUAAAAUUAAGUUGUCUUUCUAUCUGGAUAUGCCUACAAAGUUUAGGCCAUGAUGGUAUUAUUAGUAAGAUUAAAGCUUCAACUCAUCUAGCUAAAAAAAUGUUUGAACAUAUAGAUAAGUUAACAGCAAUUAAACAAAUUAGUCGUGAACAAAAAGAUAAACAGAAAGAUGUCACAUCAUUAGGAGAUAUUUUCUCUAGAGCUAUAAAUGCAUUGCUAGUGUUUGAAAUUGUUACACCCACUGUAGUGUUUAGAUAUGCAGAAGAUGCAAGUGGUCCAGGAUCAAUUGUAGCAUCUUAUUCAAGUAGUGGUAAUAAAGAAUAUCAGCAAACAGAUGAUAAUUCUACUUAUUAUAAUGCCUUAAAUACAUGGCUUGUAGACACAUUACAGUGUAGUGUACCACAGGUUCCAGUUACUGCUGUAGAUAUUAAUAAAGAAGGUGUUUGUGUCAGAUAUUCACCUUUAGAAACAGCUCAGUUUUCAGGUACAACAGAGGAAGAUAUACAGACAUUUGCUGAUUGUUUAACUGAAAAUCUGGCUGUUUUAGAUGCCACAGUAGCUCAGCGACAUAGAUUCCGGUCAAUUGUUGAAAAUACUAAUAAUCUAGUACCUGUUAAUCUUCCUACCUGGGCUGGAUUAGGUGCUAUUAGAUAUAUACCUGAUCAUUGGUUAAAUCAAACACCAACGGAACAAGGUAAAAUAGAUAUUAGCAAUAUCAAUGGUGAACUAGUUCAUAAACUAAAGUCAAUGGAUACAGCUUUCUCUACUGGUCAUUGUUCAGAUGAUGAGAUUUGUGUAAGGUUUGGUUUAAUAACUGUUAAUACAGAUGUAGAGGAACUUGUAGCUCUAGUUCAUACUACAGGUAAACAGAUUGAAGAGUCCUCUAAAUAUUUGGAGUCAAUGUCUGAGAUUAUCAAGAAGAAUAUUGAUGUAGCAAAUCAAGAAUUACAUAAGGAAUCAGUAGACAAGUUGAUGCAGGAGGGUGUGAUGAGACAAGUACCAAUUGUCGGAUCUCUGAUUAACUGGUUCUCUCCCCCAAAAGAUCCAACUAAAGGUCGCACCUUUAAUCUUAAUUCAGGAACUAUUGAAAGCACAGAAACAAUAUAUAGAUAUCAUAUGCAAAUACAACCAAGUCCAUCAGAAUCUAACACAUCUACUACAGAACAUAGUAAAUCUGCUGGUGAAGUUAAAGCUGGUAUUAUAAACCAAACUACCACAAGCAACAAGUUAGAAAAGCAAACAGUAUCAAGUGUUGAAGAUAAAACUGGGAUAGAAGAAGAUGAAACUGUGGAAGAGAAAGAACCUGUGAUAUCUGAAAUACAGGGCAAAGUACCAGUUCAACAAUAAAUACUGAAGAUGUAAGAUAUUCUAAAAUUGUCAUUUAUUGGAUGAAAUUCGGAACAUUCCUGUAAAAUAUUGCACUACAUUAAUCAUUAUAAUAAUAUGUAUAAUAAACAAGCCACUGUCAUGGGUCAAUAUUAUUGGGGAACUUCACAAAUAAAAUAAGAAAAAAUUGUUCAUUGUCAUGUGUCUAAAACAUCAUAGUUUUUAUAAGCCCACAUUUUCAUGUGGAUGUAUUAUGCCAUCGCCCCUGUCCGUCCGUUUUGUGAACAGUAUACAGGUCACAAUUUUUAUCCGAUUUUGACGAAACUUGAAAUAUAGGUCUAUCUCCUAAAGAUCUUGGUUCCUUUCGAUAUUGGCAUGUAUCGAUCCAUAAAUUCAUGGAUUAUGGUCCCUGAUUGUGGACAUUCUAGAGUCAGAAUUUUCGACUGAUUUUGAUGAAACUUGAAAUGCAUACAUGUUUAUAACCCAAAGAUCUUGGUUCCUGCGAAAAAUCUUGUUUUUAGCUUGUGGUCCCUCUAGAGGUCACAAUUAUUCUCCGAACCAAAACUGCCAGACAAAAUGGCCAUAAUUUUGAUCCGAUUUUGAUGAAACUUGAAAUACAUGUUUAUAACCCAAAGAUCUUGGUUCCUUUCGAUAUUGCACAUAUCAGAUUGUAACUUCCUGAAUUAUGGCCCUUGAUUGUAAGACAAAUUGCGUUUUUAGCUUGUGGACCCUCUAGAAAUCACAAUUUUUAUCCGAUUUUAAAAAAACAAAAAACGUGUGAAUAUAUCACCGUUAAACCCUGAUGAUGGUUGAGUUCGAAAAUAAUAUAAAAAUAUAGUAUAUCAAGGUUGUGGACAUUCUAGAGGUCACAAUUUUUAUCCGAUUUUGAUGAAACUUUAAAUUUAUGUUUAUAUCACAAAGAUCUUGGUUCCUUUUGAUAAUUGCGCAUGGAACUUAAAAUAUAUGUUUAUGUCCCGAAGAUCUUGGUUCCUUUCACUAUUUGCACAUAUCGGACCGUAACUUCCUGGAUUAAGACCCCUGAUUGUACGAAAAAUCAAGUUUUUUAGUUUGUGGAUUCUCUAGAGGUCACAAUUUUUUUAUCCAAUUUUAAAAACUGUUAAAUAUAUCACCAUUCCACCAUAAUGAAGGUUAAAUUUGAAUGUCGGGAAAAUCAAAACGAGACUUCCCGACAAAAUGGCCGCUCUUUGUAUGCAAAUUGUUUAAAAGUAUGUAAUACAAAGGUUGUGGACCCUCUUAGAGGUCACAAUUUUUAAUCCAUUUUGAUGAAACGAAAAAUAUAUCUUUAUAUUACAAAGAUCUCAGUCCCUUUCAAUAUUUGUGCAUUUCAGACCAUAACUUUCUGGAUUAUGGCCCCUGAUUGUACGAAAAAUCCCUUUUGUUUUUAGCUUGUUCUCUAUCCAUCUCUUGCAAAAUGUGGGCGUGUCUGGCCUGGCAACCGCUGGUUCAUUAAUUUUGGAGAAACAAGAGAUUAGAAUGAAAAACAAAAAUAAGGUUUACAACAUCUGAAGCAUUUCUAAAGUGUAUUGGUCCAAAUUUACUCUGAGACGUAGGAGUAUUGGGAUGGGGGUAAAUUUCGAUUUAGACAAGAUAAGAAUCUUAAUUGUGAGAAGGUGUAAUUGAGUAACAAAUUUCAUCCACCACUCAAUAUUCCUCUUGUACUGUUUCAGAACUGUAUAACUAUAACAAAUAUUUUGUUUCAGACCUGUAUAACUAUAACAAAUAUUUUUAACUUUUGAAAGUGUCAGACAACUGUAGGCUAUAGGUGACCUAGCUUGUUACUCCAUCAUUAGACCCCCAUCUGUCAUAAUGUAGGUCUUCAAUUCCACCUUGCUUCUAGAGAUUAGAACUAUGGAAUAAUGAUUAUACAGAUUCUUCUUCAUCCAAUCAAUAAAGUAUUUAGUUAUUCAUUCAUUUAGUUAUAUAUAUACCAAGUAUACAUAAUAUUAACCUUUCAAUACUGAUUAGAUGUUAAUUCUUUUAAUUAUAUACUUUUAUGUCUUGAGAAGAAAUCCUUCAUUAAACCAUUGAUACACUGUAUAUUCCUUAGGAUCUUAUAGGUUUCCUAAUUGUCUAACCUUGCAAUCCAGCCUUAUCUUAGAUGUUUUGGUGUAAGAAAACAUUUUUUUGUUAAAAAGUACAAGACAAGGGUGAUUUUUCACUAUUGGUAGAAGAUAUUUUGUUAUAGUUUUGUAUUUAAUAUAGCUAUGCAAACAUUAAAGCUAUUUGUAUUUCACUGCUUAAACUGUCAAUUUGUCAUCAAUGGUAUUUUAUUUCUCUGUAAAUGAAAUAUACAGUCACAUGAAACCUUUCAGCAUAUAUUAUUAAGUAAGAAGUACAGCUUUAAAACAGCCGAGAUAUUUUACCCUAUUUGCCAAUGGGACAUUUAUAAAACGGAACAAAAAAACUACGCAUAAUAUGGCACAAUUCUUAUCAAGUUUGAAUUAAGCAGGGACUGGUGAGGAUUAUGCAUUUAGAUCAACUGUGGGGUAAAUUUUAUGAAAAUCAGAUAAUUAAUAUUAAUUAAACAUAUUUUAUUAUUAUUUUUAUACACCCCCAUAUUGUCGUAUUACAUGUGUCCGUGAUACUUUACAUUAGUUGUUAGCAACAUAUGAAAUACACCUCCAAUUUUGAGACUGUUUUUAUACGCCCACAUUGAAAUGUGGUCGUAUAUUGUCGUCGCCCCCGGCAGUCCGGCGUCCACAAGGCUCUAGAGGCUAAAGUUAAUAUCCGAUUGACUUUAAAUUUAUACAUAGUGUUUAAGGUCAUGAGAGGAAGAAGCCUAUUGAUUUUCAGCCAUUUCCGAUAAUUACUGCCAGAGUUAUGGCCCUUGAUCACCUCAAAAAAUCUUGUGGAUGCUCUAGAGGUCAAAGUUAAUUUCCAAUUAACUUUAAAUUUGUACACAGUGUUUAAGGUCAUGAGACAAAGAAUCAUAUUGAUUUUCAGCGAUUUCCGAUAAUUACUGCCAAAGUUAUGGCCCUUAUCACUUUGAAAAAUCUUGUGGACGCUCUAGAGGCUAAAGUUAAUAUCCGAUUGACUUUAAAUUUAUACACAAUGUUUAAGGUCAUAAGACAAAGAAGCCUGUUGAUUUUCAACGAUUUCCUAUAAUUACUGCCAAACUUAUGGCCCUUGAUCACUUUAAAAAAACUUGUGACACCCUAGAGGCUAAAGUUAUCAUCCGAUUGACUUCAGAUUGAUAAUAACUUCAUGAGUAGUUACUCUUAAUCAGAUUUAAGUGUAUUAUAAAUGUUUCAUUACCAAAAAAAAGUAAAAAAUAUGCAACAACACUUGUUGACUGCCCGGGCGAUUUAGCUGCUGUGGACGUAUGUUUCGUUGCCUGGCAACCUAUCUUUUUAUUAGUUUUAUGCACCAUUAUAUCAUUGGCAAUGAAAUUGACGCCCAGGAUUUUUCAGCAAGUUAUAAGAUUCAGAGUAGCAAUUCUAUUUUAUGCUGUGCCUUGUAAAAGACGUGCGGUUUAUAAACACCCGACUUUGUCAAAACUUGGUAGGCUAGUUCAACUAUAAUUAUGAGAAAACAUAUCGAAAUUCAAAAGUGGGACAUAACCUUCUAAAACUAUUAAAAGUUCUACAGUUCGGAAUUUUAAAAAUUUAAACUUGUUGGGCUAGUCACACGCAAGAAUCUAUCAUAUAUGAGUGUAGUAUUGGUACAUUUCGGAAAUUAAUAGCUAGAAUAAUUUCCUGGAAAUAUUCCCUCACAAAAGUAGUCAUAUAGUUAUUUCCCAAUGGUUGAUAUACCUAAAUUGCUGAAAGUAUUUAGUUACUAUGUACUGCUGAUAUACUUUCACUAAAUUAUCAAUCAGGAAUAGUUGAUAACUGUACAGGAGAGAUUUUUUCAAUGAUAAAUAAGGUUGGAUCUUGAUACCGAAACCUUAUGCGUGCUGAUUAAAGUGUUGGUGGGCAUACGUCACCUGGCAUGGCAAGCUAUUCUAUUUCUUAAUCUUCUUGCAAUUAGAAAGGCGUCUAGAUCGUGACUGUAUAUAGAUAAGUUUAUAUUUAUUCCGCGGCUGUUUCUGUUGGUUAUUGUGUGUGCUAAGCACUGGGAUAUAUUUAUUCUUAGAAAUGUGAUAAGAAAUUUUAGUAUGUUUAUAUUAUUAUUGAGUUUUUUAUUGUUGAUUAUUUAUUUUUUGUAAACACCAUGGGGGGAAUAAUAUAUUAAAUAAGCCUUUUUGUUUUAUAAAGUUGUGGGUAUGAAACUAAUGGGCUAACAAACUUGUGGAAAAAUUAAUAAUAAAAAGAAGAGGUUUA